CGAGACGGUCAUUGCUAGCACAAAUGGUGGGCUGGAGAAGGGGGAUGAGCAUUGGAGUAGGGCUCGCAGCAUGCGGCGUUUCAUCGGUGUUUUUCGGUUCGAUGUUCGUACCGAUCAGGAAAUAUAACGCAGCAGAUGGAAUGUUUGCACAGUGGGUGAUGUCGGCCGCAAUUCUCUUCAUUGGUUUCCUUGUCUUUUGUAUUCAAGGCUUCCCUGGCUUCUACCCUUUGGCUAUGCUUGGCGGGAUGCUAUGGACAAUUGGUAACGCUACUGCUAUUCCUAUAAUUUCUAGAUUAGGAAUGGCACUUGGAAUUCUGAUUUGGAAUACCACCAACUGCUUGACAGGAUGGGCCGGAGGAAGAUUUGGUCUUUUUGGCAUGAAGCCAAACCCACCAGCAAGCGACAUUCUGAAUUAUGGUGGACUUGUCCUUGUAAUCAUUGGAGGAAUUCUAUUCUCACAAGUAAAGGGCAGUUCUACAGACGAAGACAAGAACGAAAAAGAGAAGCAUAAUCUUGACUUAGUUCGUGUCGAAGAAGUUGAAUCGGAAGAGAAGGAGCCGCUCAAUGAACCCGAGAAAGAAGUAGAAGAAGAAGUGAGUAAAGCCAAAAAUGAGAAAGAAUCGUUGCACGACGGAAAGCAGAGAAUAAUUGGCAUCGCCAUGUCGCUAAUAGCUGGUGUGUUCUAUGGAAUGACAUUUGUGCCGGUGAUCUAUAUGAUGGACAAUCCGAAAACAUUCCCUGAGUAUCCAAUGGACAGCCUGUCUUAUGUCUUCUCUCAUUAUUUUGGAAUUUUUCUCACUGCGACGACGUUGUUUAUUGGAUAUGCUAUGAUUAAGCGGAAUCAGCCAAUCAUCCCGCAACCCAUAUUUCUUCCGGCAUUUUUAUCCGGACUGCUUUGGGCCAUUGCUCAAACCUCAUUCUUCAUCGCCAAUCAACAUCUCUCUCAAGCCGUUACUUUCCCUAUAAUUACAAUGCUUCCGGGUUGCAUUGCCUCGGCAUGGAGUAUACUAUAUUUCCGAGAAAUUAAGGGUCGACGGAACCUCACAAUCUUAGCGAUUGCCAUGAGCAUAACCUUGACCGGUGCCAUGUUGUUUCCAAUUUUACAACAUUUGGCAGAAGCGACUUACUUUAGAACGUCUCGGUUGAGCAGAGUCUCCGCGAUUGCUCACUUUUCAGAGGGCCAACCUUGGGGUGUGGCACGCUACAACCGAGGGUCGUAUCGAGAAGAAAGGGAGAAAUCGUAUGAGGCGACAUUGCUUGCGAUGUCACUCGACUUGUGGAUAGGCUUAACCGCCGCUGUAGCUGCAUCCGUUCUGUUUGGCACUGUUUUUGUACCAAUCAAGAAAGUUGCAUGUGGAGAUGGAUUUGCGACCCAGCUAUUUGUAUGCAUCGGAGCAUUCUUGGGAGGAGCUGUCGUGAAUGGAAUACUCAAAUUCCCGCCUCUUUACGGUUUUGCCAUGAUUGGAGGUGCACUGUGGUGCAUAGCGAACGCCUUUGCGAUACAAAUAAUGAACCGACUCGGUAUGGCGUUGUCGAUCUUGGUUUGGAAUACUUUGUCGUGUCUGACUGGAUGGGCAACCUCGAGGUAUGGACUUUUCGGUCUGCCUGCUGCCAUUCCAGCAAGUCUAGCGCUGAACUAUUUGGGGAUUACUGUACUGAUUGCAGGGGGAGUCGCAUAUUUGUUUGUGAAGAGUAACACAAAGGUGGCAGUCGACAUGGAAAAGGAUGAAAAGAGCUACGCCGCGAAUACGGAUAGCAAAGGAGAGCGCGACGUAUCGUUUAUGGAAAGAGCAGUGUGUUUUGGAUGCGCAAUGAUCUCUGGUGUUUUCUACGGAUCAAUGUGGCUCCCUAUUAGUUACAUAAAGACCCAUCUGAAUGAAUUUCCCAAUGCUCCAGAACAAAGCAUAUCGUAUCUAUUUUCAUUCUUUUGCGGAGUUCUCUGCACUUCGAUCUGCGUGUUCAUCAUAUAUUCCCUUAUCAGGCGAAAUUCUCCAUAUAUAAAUCCUGAGACAGCUGUUCCGUGUAUGCUUGGUGGGGCUAUUUUCGCAACAGCCAUGAGUGCAUUCGUUGUCGCCAUCGAUAAUUUGGACCAGGCAAUUGCGUACCCCAUAUGUUCCAUGGCACCCGGCGUGGUUGUGUCGAGCUGGAGCAUUUUCUACUUCCGUGAGAUCACGGGCCGAAAAAAUCUGACGCGGUUGGCGGUUGCCUAUCUACUUACUCUGAUUGGAGUAAUAUUGGUCACAAUAUCGAAAGAAGUCAGGCUCUUCUGAAUUUCACUUGAGACGAUAAAAGAUUUAUCUUUUUGAUCAAAUAUGAGCUUUUGAAAAACGGC
Molecule: messenger RNA, 2332 nt
Organism: Cylicocyclus nassatus
Lineage: Eukaryota; Metazoa; Nematoda; Chromadorea; Rhabditida; Strongylidae
Source: the annotation of a GenBank genome assembly